GGUUGGUGGUUCAUGUAAAUUGGAGAAUAAGUUAACAAAUAAGUAUAAAGUAUUUUCCGGAAAAAGAAAAACCAAAUUGGUGGUCCUAAACAAAAAAAAAUUACAUAGAAAUCAAAUACUGUACUAUGAUCUCACUCAGACAAUAAUUUAGCUCUGGAGACUCGGGUGGUUCUAACGUGUGCAGCUGAAACCUCCGUGUCCCACGAAAACCUUACAAAAUUGAAUUGUGGUAUUACAGUAUCCAACAGCACCAUGCUGGAUUCUGCCACUCCCCAUGACAAAAUCACCACAGCAGCUUCUGGCUUCGUACUUGAGGAUGUUCCUCAUCUAUCUGCUUACAUCCCUCACCUCCAAACAUAUCCUGACCCGUUGCAAGACAAUCCUUCCUAUUCUGUUGUUGCGCAAUAUUACGUGAAUGUGGAUGAUACAAUUGCACAACAGAUAGUUGUACACAAAAAUAGUCCAAGAGGGACCCAUUUUCGUCGUGCUGGGCCUGCUCAGAAGGUAUAUUUUGAUUCAGAGGAAGUACACGCUUGUAUUGUCACGUGCGGUGGACUUUGUCCUGGUCUAAAUACAGUGAUAAGAGAAAUAGUAUGCGGCUUAUAUCAUAUGUAUGGGGUGCACAAAGUUUUGGGAAUACAGGGAGGAUAUCCAGGUUUUUAUUCUCGAAAUACAGUUCCUUUGACACCAAAGGUUGUGAAUGAUAUCCACAAACGUGGUGGAAGCAUCCUUGGGACAUCAUAUGGAGGCCAUGACACCUCAAAGAUUGUUGAUAGCAUUCAGGACCGGGGAAUUAAUCAGGUUUAUAUACUUGGAGGAUAUGGAACUCAGUAUGAAGCAGCUAUGAUUUUUGAGGAAGUUAGAAGGCGUGGCUUGAAAGUUGCAGUGGUCGGAAUUCCAAAAACUAUUGACAAUGAUAUCCCAGUUAUUGACAAAUCAAUUGGUUUCGACACUGCUGUUGAAGAGGCACAACGAGCAAUCAAUUCUGCUCAUGUGGAAGCAGAAAGCGCGGAGAAUGGAAUUGGUGUUGUAAAAUUAAUGGGGCGUUACAGUGGAUUUAUCGCCAUGUAUGCAACUCUUGCCAGCCGUGAUGUUGAUUGUUGCUUGAUUCCAGAAUCACCCUUUUACCUGGAGGGUCCAGGAGGACUGUUGGAGUUCAUUGAGAAAAGACUCAAAGAGCAAGGUCACAUGGUUAUAGUCAUAGCUGAAGGUGCAGGUCAGGAGCUUCUUUCUGGCAACCCCUCCAUUGUUAAUAAGCCAGAUGCUUCUGCAGACAAAUUAUUUCCAGAUGUUGGCCUGUGGUUGUCCCAGAAAAUUAAGGAUCACUUUGAAAAACGUCAAAAAAUGGCUAUAAAUCUGAAGUACAUAGAUCCUACUUACAUGAUCCGUGCUAUCCCAAGUAAUGCAUCUGAUAAUGUAUACUGCACCCUCCUUGCCCAAAGUGCUGUUCAUGGUGCAAUGGCAGGAUACACAGGCUUCACCGUGGGCCCAGUUAAUGGCAGAAAUUGUUACAUUCCAUUCCAUCUGAUAAACGAGGGAGAGAAGAGGGUUGUGAUAACUGAUCGGAUGUGGGCAAGGUUGCUAUCUUCAACCCAUCAGCCUUGCUUCUUGAACCCAAAAGAAAUCACAGGAGAAAGAGAGGAAAGAACGGAAAACCAAACCACAGAUGGGCAGAACCAUUCAGAAAUAGCAGACUAAACAGGGCAUAUACAGAGCACAAAUAUAACACCAAGUUAAAAUGCCUUUAAAAUGUGGUGAUCAAGUUAAAUGAUCAAAUUUAAUUAACGUAAGAUCAACUGAUUGAUCAUUGACGUUGGACAAAACCAAAUCUAGUACAUCUUUUGCAGUAUUUAAGCCACAAUGAGUAACAUCUAUAUUUACAAACUUUUGAAUUACAUCUUAAAUAUCAAAAGUGAGAUCUGCUUAAUAUCACUAGCAUCUCUUAAUUA
Messenger RNA from Glycine soja, 1949 nucleotides. Its product is annotated as ATP-dependent 6-phosphofructokinase 3-like. The record is from RefSeq and is a predicted model, not a curated record. NCBI's taxonomy places the organism in Eukaryota, Viridiplantae, Streptophyta, Magnoliopsida, Fabales, Fabaceae. Bases 253 to 1698 code for a protein of 481 amino acids. Gene Ontology annotation, cellular component: cytoplasm. Gene Ontology annotation, biological process: glycolytic process; fructose 6-phosphate metabolic process. The transcript is spliced from 13 exons. Gene Ontology annotation, molecular function: 6-phosphofructokinase activity; ATP binding.